AUGCCUCAAGUCGCCGUCCCUCUCUCGCGCGCGCCUCCCUCCGCGCGCCAAAUCUCGGUCUCGUACCGCGUGCUGGGGGCCGGCCCCGUUCUCGUGCUGAUGGUGCCCGGCAUGUGCGUGCCGUCGUCCAUGUACGACUCGAUGGCCGCCGUGCUCGCGGCCACGGCCCAGUUCACGGCCGUCGUGCUCGACAACCGCGGUAUGGGCCGCUCGGACGCCCCGCCGGCCGGCAUGCUCGGCGGCCUGGGCUACGACGUCGCCGAGCUCGCGGCCGACGCGUGGCAGGUCGUCGACGCCGUGCUCGCGGCGAGCGCGCACCGCGUCGCCCCGCACGAAACGCCGAAGCUCGGCUGCGAAGACCUUCCCACGUGGGACGCGCCGUGCGCGAGGAACGUCGCGCUCGUCGGCCACUCCAUGGGCGGUAUGGUCGUCCAGGCUAUGAUGGCACAGAGGCCGCGGAGAGUGCGGUUUGUCGCUCUGCUGUCUACGCAUGCGGGUGGCGUGUGGAAUUUGCUGCCGACCGCCAGGAUGCUCAGGGACGUGGUUAGGGUCGCGUGGAGCGGGUUCGAUCGCGAUGUGCACGCGCAUGUCAACUUGGGCUUGCACUUUACGGACCGCUUUUUGGAGGACUGGGUCGUGCAUGAGGGGGAGGGGGACGGUCGUGACGUCAUGGCUGAAGCGGGGAAGCCGGAUGGCGGCACGUCCGAAGCUGCUGGGAAUCCGUCUUUGCAUGCGAGCCCGGGGGAAACGGAGAGUGGCGUGGACGCCGAAAUAGAAGGGGCCGAGUUGUCUGGCCCAGAUAGCGACUGCCAUACCCACAUAACUACCGCCACUGCAAAACUUUCUCCAGAUGCGAAGCCCUUCCCUGCGGAGGAGGGGCAUUCGGGCUCACCCCCAAAUCCCUCCCCUAGCAACAAGGACGAUGAAGCUGCAGACGACCAUCCCACCACUUCUUCCGCCAUUUAUCACGGGCUCGGCUACUUCGAGUCGAAAGUGGUGGACCUCGUGCGCGACGCCAAGAUAUACUUCGGCCUCUCCGCCUCCUUCCGCGAGAAGCUCUGGAAGCCCCAAAAGCUGUUGCUGGACGCCAUCACGAAGCGGCGCCGCCGCACGCGCAGCCGCCGCCGCGACAUCUACCACGCGCGCUAUACGGGCGCGGAGAAGGCCGACCCGUCGCAUGUGCACCCCAAGCUGCAAGGGGAAGCGGGCGAGUCGACCGCGCUGACAAACCCGGAGGACUCGCCGCACGCGCUGUACGGGCACGCGGCCGUCGUGCGCUCGCACGCGCUGCCGAAUACGCUCGCGACAAGGCUCAGGGAAUGCACAAGAGUCGUCAAGCUCGUCAUGGCGGGGAAGCAGGACAGGGUUGUUACGCCCGCCGCGUCCAGGGCGCUGGCGCAUGCAAUCGGCGCGAAUACGAUUGUUGAGGUGGAAGCCGCGCACUUUAUCACGGAUGAGGCCGCCGCUGAGGUCACUACGCAUAUCAUUUAUGGCCUGCGGAAGGCGUUUUACGCGCCGAAUGCUCGUCGUUGUGAGUGCUUGUGGUGCGUGGAUGAAGGCGCAUGAGACGGCGAUGGGAAGCGUCAACGUUCCAUCUAUGUUGAUGGCUUGCAUCUGUACCCGAUGGAAGGCGACAAGGCCUGGAGAUGAUUGUGUGAGGGUAGAAGGCGUGCAGCAGCUUGGUUGUUUCGUCGGAUGUGGAAAGGCAAAGCUUUCGUCAGUCCGGUCCACAGAAUUGAUUAUAGAGUAGAUUAGAAACUAACUGCAGUAUUGGCACAGCUGCGAUGUUUUUUCUCUUCCCAGUGAAGAAGAAUAUCAGAGGUUCCCGCUUUGAAAGUCUCAGACCAGCAGACCCUCUUCGUCGUUGUUAAAUAUUAUGUCAACAGCCCAGCAACACCCACGAAACAAGUCAUUGAUUAAACCCAAGCGAGCUGAAA
This is a messenger RNA of Chondrus crispus (carragheen), 1937 nucleotides long. RefSeq lists its product as hypothetical. The record is from RefSeq and is a predicted model, not a curated record. Lineage: Eukaryota; Rhodophyta; Florideophyceae; Gigartinales; Gigartinaceae. The transcript is spliced from 2 exons. The coding region runs from base 1 to 1566 and encodes 521 amino acids.